AAUAAAGAGGGCGAAGGCGAUCCUGCGCCGCUCCUCUCUCUUCCGAGGGCGGCCUUCAUUCCGCCGCGGCCCCGGACAGAAACGGCACGGAGCGAGGCUUCGCCUGCGGCUGGAAGCUUUCGCGGGCCUCGGGGAGACGCCGCGGGCGAGGCGGUACACGCCCCCGAAGGCCCCUGGCAGACCCUGGCGACGGAGAUCGGCGUCCCCGCGCCAGGCGGAGUCGGUUGGGGGCCCCGAUGCCCGGAUUUCCGGCCCCCUCCGCCGGGACCGAGCCCGGCCAUGAGCGGCAGCGAGGCAGCGCGGUUGCUGGACGCCGUCGAUUUCGCGGCCCGCAAGCACUCGGCGCAGCGGCGCAAGGACCCGGAGCGGACGCCCUACAUCAACCACCCCAUCGGCGUGGCGCAGAUCCUGGCGCAGGAGGCCGGCGUGACCGACGUCGCGGUGCUGCAGGCCGCGCUGCUGCACGACACAGUGGAGGACACGGACGCCACCUUCGCGGAGCUCGAGCAGCGCUUCGGGCCGGGGGUGCGGCGCCUGGUGGAGGAGCUGACCGAUGACAAGGCGCUGCCCCGGACCGAGCGGAAGCGGCUGCAGGUGGAGCGCGCGGCGGGGCUGAGCGCGGGCGCGCGGCUGGUGGCGCUGGCCGACAAGCUGCACAACCUGCGCGACCUGGACCGGCGCGCGCCCGAGGACUGGUCUGAGCAGCGCGUGCGCGAGUACUUCGCCUGGGCCGCGCGCGUGGCCGACGCCCUCCGCGGGAGCUGCCCGGCGUUGGAGGAGCCCCUGUGGCGCCUGCUGGCUGCCAGGGGCGUCGCGCGCUAG
This is a messenger RNA of Pantherophis guttatus, 822 nucleotides long. The record is from RefSeq and is a predicted model, not a curated record. Lineage: Eukaryota; Metazoa; Chordata; Lepidosauria; Squamata; Colubridae.